This is a messenger RNA of Gracilinanus agilis (Agile Gracile Mouse Opossum), 682 nucleotides long. RefSeq names its product homeobox protein Meis3-like. The record is from RefSeq and is a predicted model, not a curated record. Gene Ontology annotation, biological process: embryonic pattern specification; brain development; positive regulation of transcription by RNA polymerase II. The transcript has 6 exons. Gene Ontology annotation, molecular function: RNA polymerase II cis-regulatory region sequence-specific DNA binding; DNA-binding transcription activator activity, RNA polymerase II-specific. Lineage: Eukaryota; Metazoa; Chordata; Mammalia; Didelphimorphia; Didelphidae. The annotation marks the transcript as partial.
CUCCUGUCCCCGCCGCAGGUACACGACCUGUGCGACAACUUCUGCCAUCGGUACAUCACCUGCCUCAAGGGGAAGAUGCCCAUCGACCUGGUCAUUGAGGACCGAGACCGAGACGGUGACGACUCCAUCAUCCCCUGCAAGGCUGACCUGGAUGACUUCCCAGCCCCUGGCCCCGGCCUCCCCCACCAGAACAAUUCCUGGGUUCGGGACCACAGCGACAGCGGGUCUGUGCACCUGGGGACGCCGGGGCCGUCCAGCGGCGGCAUGGCGUCCCAGAGCGGGGACACCUCCAGCGAGCAGGGAGAUGGGCUGGAGACCAGGGCGGCCUCCCCCAGCUCUGGGCCCGAAGACGACGAGCCUGACCACGACCAGAGGCAGAGCAAGAAGCGCGGCAUCUUCCCCAAAGUGGCCACCAACAUCAUGCGGGCCUGGCUCUUCCAGCACCUGGCGCACCCGUACCCCUCCGAGGAGCAGAAGAAGCAGCUGGCCCAGGACACGGGUCUCACCAUCCUACAGGUCAACAACUGGUUCAUUAAUGCCAGGAGGCGGAUCGUCCAGCCCAUGAUUGACCAGUCCAACAGGGCAGGCCCCGGCACAGCCUACAGCCCCGAGCACGGGCCGGCCCUGGCAGCCUUCGGCCCAGACCAGAGCCCGGGCCCUGGGCCCCCCAUGAGGACAGCAG